This is a messenger RNA of Pseudoliparis swirei, 2258 nucleotides long. RefSeq names its product tapasin-like. Lineage: Eukaryota; Metazoa; Chordata; Actinopteri; Perciformes; Liparidae. The transcript has 8 exons. Gene Ontology annotation, cellular component: membrane. Bases 169 to 1482 code for a protein of 437 amino acids. The record is from RefSeq and is a predicted model, not a curated record. Gene Ontology annotation, biological process: antigen processing and presentation of endogenous peptide antigen via MHC class I.
CAUUUUCAGUUAUAACUAAACCCAUGAUGUCGCCGGAUGUGGAUGACGGCAGCUUUAUUUUGAAAGCAUGAUCUGAUGUGAAUUGUUUCCCCAGCAGCUCGUAAGUGAAAGUAAAACUAGAAGCAGUUGAAGCGGCUCCUGAGAGAGAGACAGCAGCUACGCGGCGCCAUGGCGGACCUCUCCACCGCCUACACACUGUGCCUGGUGGCGGCGGCCUGCUACAUCAAAGCGUGCAGCAGCAGCAGCUGUGCGGUGUUGGAGUGCUGGUUCGUGCGGGAGCAGACGGGUCGAGGAGGUUUGUCUGCAACUUCGAGCCAUGAGACGUCGCUGCUGCACAUCAGAACCGACCGCCACGCCGCAGAGAGCCGGCCGGCUCCCCCCGACAGCCCCCCCGACAGGGUCUACUUUAUCACCGACCCAUCUGCCACGCUGUGCCACCGCUCUCUCACGCCCCCUAGCGGCUCGGUGGAGAAGCCCCGCUGUGAGAUCAUCCCCUUCCUGCCACACCUCUCCGCCCUCAAAUGGGUCGCUCCCCUCACAGACUCCGCCUCCAGCCCCAUUUACCUGCAGGCCGAUUGGUUCUCCACCAGCCUCCAGGGCCUCGACGGACAGCUGGCCGUGUCCACCAUCACGCGUGCUGCCACGGCAACCACAGAGCACGACGCGGUCCUGAGCGUGACCAGCACGACCGUCUCGGUGCGGUCCAGACUCGGGGAACCGGUGCUGCUGGAUUGCGGCUUCUGGGUCGACCCGUCCUCGCCGCUGUCCGGCUCCGGCUUCGCCGUGGAGUGGCGCUACCAGUUCAGAGGCGACGGCCGCUUGGUUCUGGCCUACGACGGCAAAGCGGACCGCGUGACCGAAGCCCGGGGGGAGGAAGGGGCCACGCUGGACUUCGAGGCCCUGCACCGGAGAGGGAACGCGUCCCUGAUGCUGCCCAAGGCCGAGCUGCGCCACUCUGGGCUGUACAUCUGCACGGUGUACCUGCCGUACCUCGUGGCCCAGGUGACGGUGGAGCUGGAGGUGGUCGAACCCCCGUCCCUCUCCAUCCACCCGUCCCCGCUGCCGCUCGCUGUUGCCGGGCAGACUCUGGCGGUCCAGUGUGACGCGUCGGGCUUCGCCCCGCUCUCCCUGGAGCUGAGCUGGGAGUUUAAAGGCAGCGACGGGGAGGCCAGGCCUCUGGGGCCGGGCAGCGUGACGGGCCACCGGCAGGCCUGGGACGGGACCUACAGCCAGAGCAGCCGGCUGGAGCUCGACCCGGCGGCACUGGGCCCGGGAGGGGAGGUCACCUGCGUGGCCGGCCACCUCGGAGGCCCGCGGCGGGCCAGCGUGACCCUCAACGUCGUCGGGGUCAGCUCGCCCUCCAUUGAGGACUCCAUGGCGAUGGUGGGCGUGGCCCUGGCGCUCUACGGCCUCAUCCAGUUGGUCUCGUGGAGCUUCAGCAGCUCAGGCGAGGCCGUCCCACAAGGCAAGAAGGACGAGUGAAGGAGGGGAACUGAAGCGUGACCUGAACCUCAUGUCUGUUGGUAUCUGGGACGUGGCUCCAGAAGAGACCCUCCUCCUCUUCAGUCAGCGGGCAGCAGGUCCGUCUCUCAAUCAGGGGGUUGGCGGUUCAACCCCCGCCCUCAUCCACGUGUCCUUGAGCAAGACACUUCACCCUGAGUUGCUCCCUGUAGCUGUGUCUACGGUGUAUGGAUGUAAAAUGGUGCUUUGGAUAAAGCUCAACAUUAAUUUCAUGUAUUUUUAUUUAAAGCUAUCGUGGUAAAUCUUCCACAACUUAAAAUGUAUUUUUCACAGGUUCUGCCGGGGUAUCGGUGAGAGGGAUUAUUAUUUUGUGAUAUUUCUUUCACUCUAAAGCAAAACAGCUGUUCUAUCUUAUCGGUCUCCAGACUGAAUCUUGUAGAGGUGCCAGAAACCUCGAGGAAUUUUGAAAUAGUUUUGAUAAAUCAGAUGUUAGUGCUUCCAUAUGAUACUGUUGAUCCAGGACAGUAAACUUAAUAUUACAUUAAACUGUCCAAACAAAGACAAUACUGUUUGUGUAAAUAUAGAAACAAUAAUGUAUAUAUAUAUAUUCUGAGGUUUUUGUUACGUGUGUGUUCCUGGGAUAAUUAAUUAAACUCAUAAUCAAAUUAUAUGAUGUGUUAGAUCCAACAUUAAUAAUUUAUAUAACUUUAAUAUCGGUUUUAAUCCGCUGUUAUAUUGGUUUUAAUGCACUUCCUGGAUAUUAAAAAAUACAAAUAAAAAAGGCCCAAUCCCCUCCA